Molecule: messenger RNA, 3686 nt
Organism: Bolinopsis microptera
Lineage: Eukaryota; Metazoa; Ctenophora; Tentaculata; Lobata; Bolinopsidae
Product: splicing factor 3B subunit 2-like
Exons: 14
Coding region: 989-3340 (783 amino acids)
Cellular component (GO): U12-type spliceosomal complex; nucleus
Source: RefSeq, a predicted model, not a curated record
ACUCACAAGGAACAGAGAACUCAGACGAUGACUUUGAAGCACCCCGCUCAGCUCGAGGAAGAGGAGCUCGAGGUGGAAGAGGCAGGCGAUCAUCCUCCCGACGUAAAUCCAGUAACUCAGUCCCCGAAGAGCCCUCAGAUAUUGCUGAUGAAGAUGAGCAGCCGGGUACCAGCACUGAGCCUCAGGCUGAAGAGAGCUUUUCACAGGAACCUGAAGUUGAGAAAGAUGAAGGAAUGGAUGUGGAAUCUGGAACUGGUGAGGAAGAUAAUAUUGAAGCUGAACAAUUGGCCAAGCAAAAACAGAUUGAGGCAGAACAAACUGCUGAACAAGCGAGGCAAGAGGCUGAAAGGGCUGCUGAGCAAGAAAGACUUGAGGCUGCAGAACAAGCAAGACUUGAGGCUCAAAAAGCAACUGAACAAGCUAGACUAGAUGCUGCAGAACAAGCAAGACUAGAAGCUCAAAUAGCGCGCCUUCAGGCUGAAAGGAAGGCUGAAGAAGCUAGGAUACAUGCUGCAGAACAAGAAAGGCUUCAGGCUGAAAGGGCAGCUGAACAAGCUAGGAUACAGGCUGCGGAACAAGCAAGGCUUCAGGCUGAAAGGGCAGCUGAACAAGCUAGGAUACAGGCUGCAGAACAAGCAAGGCUUCAGUCUGAAAGAGCAGCUGAACAAGCUAGGAUACAGUCUGCAGAACAAGCAAGGCUUCAGGCUGAAAGGGCAGCUGAACAAGCUAGGAUACAGGCUGCAGAACAAGCAAGGUUUCAGGCUGAAAGAGCAGCUGAACAAGCUAGGAUACAGGCUGCAGAACAAGCAAGGCUUCAGUCUGAAAGAGCAGCUGAACAAGCUAGGAUACAGGCUGUAGAACAAGCACGAUUAGAGGCUGUAGAACAAGCAAGACUAGAGGCUCAAAAUGUAGCUGAAAAUGUUCGGCUAGAGCUCAAAAGGCCGCUGAACAAUCAUGGCUAGAGGCUCAAAAAGCUGAUGAGCUAAAAAUGAUAGAAAGCGAAAAGAUUGCUGAGGAACAGCGAAUACAGUUUUUAAGAUUAGAGGAGCAAAAAAGGCUGGAAGCCGAAGCUGAAAAGGAAAGAGUAGCAAGGGAGCGGGACUUAGAAGAGGAGCAAAGACUUGUUGCAGAGCAAAGACUUGCUGAGCAGCACAGACUGGCUGUGGAGCAAAAGUUUGCCGAAGACCAAAAAAUUGCUGAAGAACAAAAAUUGGUUGCGGAGCAGAAAAGACUUGAAGAGCAAAGAAUUGCUAAAGAGCAUGAGUUGGCCGAAGAGGAAAGACUUGCUGAGGAGCAGAAAUUGGGCGAGCAGACAAUGGCUGAGGAGAAAACGGUGGCUGAAGAAGAGAGACCUGCUGACGAUCAACAACUUUCAGCAGAAAAGGAAAAUAUUGCUGAAGAGGAACGUUUGGCUGAGGAACAGAAAUUAGCCGAAAAAGGAAAACUUGUUGAAGAACAGCGAUUAGCGGAGGAAAAACUUCUUGCUGAGGAACAACAACUUUCAGCAGAGAAAGAAAAACUAGCUGAAGAAGAACGUUUGGCGGAGGAACAAACGUUGGCCGAACAUCAAGAAAUUGAGGAAGGUCCUUCUGAGGAAGAGAAAAUGGAAGUAGAUGAGGUUGCCAUGACUAACGGUACAGCCAACGGUAAUGUUCACACUGACUUUGUGGCUAGAGAGGAAGCGAAAGUUCUUCAGGAAGAGUUACCCCUGCUUGACGAAUCAUCUAGAGUUCACGACAACCAGUCAUUCGAGUUCAAUCACCAGUCCCAACAAGAAGGAACGAACAAAAAGAAGAAAAAGAAGAAGAAACGUGGACAGCGUAUGCGCGAGAUGGCGGAAGAGGCAAAAGCGAAGAUGUGUACCCCAGCCACACCCUCCGAUCCAAACGUGGAGAUUGAUUGGAGAACCGAGGGACUCGAACGGAGUAACCCAACUUUCUACAUUUUCAACAAGAUAUUUGAGAAGUUUAAAUUGCCGGAGCCUGCCCCAGAUACCCUGCCUUCUGUUGAGGCUCUCAAGCUGGCGGAGAAAGAGAAAGCGAAAGAGGACGCAGCGAAGCCAAAAGAAGAAGCUCCUAAAGACAACCUAGGGUUGGACGAUGAUGAUGACGAUGACGACGAUGACAAGGACGAAGCUUCUAAGAUCAGCAGAAAGAAGUUACGGAAAAUGAACCGUCUAACCGUUGCAGAGCUGAAGCAGUUGGUAGGACGACCAGAGCUGGUGGAGAUGCAUGACGUCACAGCACGUGAUCCCCGACUACUCCUCAACCUCAAGGCCACCCGGAAUACCGUGCAAGUACCCCGACAUUGGUGCUUCAAGAGAAAAUACUUGCAGGGUAAGAGAGGUAUUGAGAAACCUCCGUUUGAUCUACCUGAGUUCAUAAAGAAGACUGGUAUCAUGGAGAUGAGAGAAACAGUCCAAAACCAGGAGGGACAGAAAACCCUGAAAGCCCAGAUGAGGGAACGAGUCCGACCUAAGCUGGGAAAGAUGGACAUCGACUACCAGAAACUCCACGAUGCUUUCUUCAGGUGGCAAACGAAACCCAAGACGACAAUACACGGGGAUCUGUACUACGAGGGUAAGGAGUUCGAGACGAAGUUGAGGGAGAAGAAACCUGGCAAGAUAAGCGAUGAGCUGAGGACAGCUCUUGGAAUGCCCACCAACACUGACAAGAUCCCUCCACCAUGGCUGAUAGCAAUGCAGAGGUACGGACCUCCCCCCUCUUAUCCUAACCUCAAGAUACCUGGUCUCAACGCUCCUAUUCCUCCAGACUGCUCCUUUGGGUAUCAUCCUGGUGGUUGGGGUAAGCCCCCAGUUAACGAGCAAGGACAGCCUCUAUACGGUGACGUGUUUGGUACAGACUACACUGGAUACAAACAGGAUGAAGAACAAGAACCAACAGACGCUGCCCUUUGGGGAGCCCUUGAAUCAGACAGUGAAAGUGAAAGUGAAGAAGAGAAAGAGGAAGAGAAACCAGAUGAAGCCGGUAUUGUCACACCAGCAGAAGGCCUGGAAACGCCCAGUGGUCUCCAAUCAGUCUCAGCGGGUCUUGAAACCCCCGACAUCAUCGAGCUCCGUAAAACGAAGGAGGUUGAGUCAGGUCUGGAGUCUAGCGAGACAGGCCCUGCACUCUACACUAUCCUUCCUCAGAAACAAGUGGAGGUUGGUGACGGUAUGAUGGGAACCCAACACGUGUAUGACGUAUCAGCAGCCAUUAAAGUACCUGGACCUGCUCCAAUUAACACUGCUCCAAGUGGGGAGGCUAGUCAGAAGAAACGAAAGUUGAAAGAACAGCAAGAUGCGGCUAAAGCGAAGAAGUACAAAGAAUUCAAGUUUUGAGCGUGCCAACGUGGUGGCCCACUUUGAGAUGCUCAGUUUUUUCCUUUUUUUAGUUACUCCACAUUCCGAGAGAAACACAUUGCUUAUCACAUUGCCACUACUAACACUCUUAUCGCUGAUUAGACACCAUUAUUGCUGAUUAAUAAUUGUCAAAAUGGACACUGAUAAGCAAUGUAUUAGCCAACUAAUAACAAGUAAAUGAUAUUGCGCUCCAUUAACCUGCAACUUCAUUACUUAAUCACUGCUGCAGUUCUUUUAAAAGUGCGUUUUAAGAAAAAGCUUGCAUUUUUACGUAGCCAGACUCUUUGAUUUCAAAUCUAUUUAUUUUUUAAUUGAUCUCAUUUUA